AUGGUUUAUCAGUUGAAAAAAAUAAAGAAAAUAAUUGAAAGCAUUAAGGAUAACGAAUACUUUCAUCAAGCUUUUCUUCACACUUCUUACCUUAAUGAAUUAAAUCUAAGGAGAAGAGUUGACUCGGAGCAAAACUCGGAAAAUAAUUUGCAACAUUCUUAUGAAACAUUGGAAUUUUUGGGAGAUAGUAUACUAAAUUUUUAUACCAGUCUUUUUAUUUAUCACAAAUUUCCUAACUAUGCUGAAGGUCAAAUGAGUAAAUUAAAGCAGUUGAUGGUGCAGGAGAGUACCCUGGCUCAUUUAAGUAAGGAAAUCGGUCUAGGGGAGUUUCUUCAACUGGGAACUGGCGAAAGAAAAAACCGCGGAGCUGAAAAGGAAAGUAUAUUAGCUGAUAUAUUUGAGUCUUUUGUAGCAGCAUUAUAUUUAGAGAAGGGUGGAAAAAUGGUUUAUCGUUUCCUCAACUUAACCAUUUUUACUUGGAUUGAGGGUAAAGAAAAUAUGGUUUGGGAUUAUAAAAGCCAAUUACAAGAAUAUUGCCAGGCUCACAAAAAUAAAAUUGUCUAUCAAUUAAAAAGAUCAUUAAGAGUUGAACAUCAGCAAUUAUUUAUUAUGGAAGUUAGCGAUGGAUUAGGAACUUUUCGGGAAAGCGGAAAAGGACGCAGCAAAAAGGAGGCUGAGCAACAAGCCGCUGCUAAAGUGAUUAGGAAGUUGGGGAUUGGGGAAGAAGAGAAGAAUAAGUAG
Molecule: messenger RNA, 741 nt
Organism: Ambispora gerdemannii
Lineage: Eukaryota; Fungi; Glomeromycota; Glomeromycetes; Archaeosporales; Ambisporaceae
Source: the annotation of a GenBank genome assembly